AUGAGCCCUAUUGGUACUAUUAAGACUUAUCCUAGCAAUCCUCGUGUUGCCAAGGCCCAAAUCGCUGCUGCCUACAAUGGUUUAGAAUUCAACGUUGAGACUUUUGACCUCCAAAAGGACAGAACUCCUGAAUUCUUGGCCAAGUUCCCUAUGGGUAAGGUCCCCGUCUUUGAAUCCGAUAAAGUCAACCUCGCUGAAUCUUCUGCUAUCGGCUACUAUGCUGCCGCUCUCAAGGAGGAUUCUCCUCUUUUGGGCAAGAACGCUGUUGAUCAAGCUUUGAUCUUCCAAUGGGUUCUUUUCUCCGAGACCGAGAUUGCUGCCAACACCUCUGCAUGGUUGUCCCCUCUCCGUGGUUUCUCUCCCUACUUGAAGCCCAAUGUUGAUGCCGCUGCCAACAACCUCAAGCGUGCUUUGGGCGCCUUGAACAAGGUCUUGCUGACCAAGACUUACCUCGUUGGACACCAAAUUACAUAUGCUGAUAUUGCCGUUGUCACUUCUCUCAUUCCUUCUUUCACUCUUGUUCUCGAUAAGGCUGCUCGUGCUGAAUUCAAGAACGUUACUCGUUAUGUCACAACCGUUGCUGCUCAACCCAACUUCAAAAAGUUCCUUGGUGAUGUUCAACUCUGCGAGACUCCUCUCAAGUACACUCCUCCCAAGAAGGAGAAGAAGCCUGCUGCUCCUGCCAAGGAAGCCCCCAAGAAGAAGGAAGCUGCUCCCAAGGCUGCUGAAGCUGAUGCCGAAGAGCCCGCUAAGCCUGCUCCCAAGCCCAAGUCCAAAUUGGAUUUGUUGCCCCCCUCCAAGUUCAUCAUGGAUGCCUGGAAGCGUGAAUACUCCAACAACGACACCAAGGAUGCUAUCAAGUGGUUCUGGGAUAACUUUGAUCCUGAGGGUUAUUCUAUCUGGAAGGUUGAUUACAAGUACAAUGAUGAGUUGACCUUGACUUUCAUGUCCAACAACUUGAUUGGUGGUUUCUAUGCUCGUCUUGAGCGUGCUCACAAGUAUGCUUUCGGUUCCAUGAUUGUUCGUGGCGAGAACAACAACAACACUAUCUCUGGUUACUUUGUCAUCCGUGGCCAAGAAGUUCCUUUCGAGAUCUACGAUGCUGCUGAUUAUGGAUCUUACGAUUUCCAAAAGAUUGAGCCUGCUCAAUACGAGGAGAAGAAGGAAGAGUUCUACAAGUACCUCGCUUGGGAAUUCGAUGAUUGUGUCGAUGGUAAGGUCUUCAAAUAA
Molecule: messenger RNA, 1230 nt
Organism: Mucor velutinosus
Lineage: Eukaryota; Fungi; Mucoromycota; Mucoromycetes; Mucorales; Mucoraceae
Product: Ribonucleoside-diphosphate reductase
Exons: 2
Coding region: 1-1230 (409 amino acids)
Biological process (GO): translational elongation
Cellular component (GO): nucleus; cytoplasm
Molecular function (GO): translation elongation factor activity
Source: RefSeq, a predicted model, not a curated record